UCGUUGUUUCGCUGAGACAUUUCGGGGGUGUCCCUCCUGCCUCCAAUUGCUUCACAAUUCUCUCUGCAAUUGGCCGAUGGAGCUGCCAGGGGCCUCCGAGGGAGUUUCCCCAAGAGCCAAAGAACUCCUCCGUCUCACAAUGCCCGCCUCUUCGAAAGUGAAAGUGAACAGAAGGGAAGCUGCCCAGGAUCCAAGUGCCUAAAAUGAACUGCGACCACAAACUGCCAUCGCACAGUGAACGAGACUCCGAAUGCAGAACUGGUAUAAACCAACUUCCCCUCAACGCCUGCACCAAAUAUUCACCUUGACUUGUAGGCACUGACGCGGUUGCACAAUGUCUGGACACGGGGCAAUGAGAGAUCAGUAACCUAAAGUUUGAUGAUAUGAAGCUGCAGCCAGUUUCGGUGAUCCUUUGACCUUUUAUUCAGAAGAUUUCGGAAGCAGAAGAGGGACAGCUAAUAAAGGACUGAAGAAUAAAAGUUUGAUUCCACAUUUGAAGAAUGAAAAUGUAUUUCCAGACUAUCAUCUUGUACUUUAAAUUUGCAAUAUUAUAUCACGGUGCUACAGCCUCUGGAACUCAAUGUAAAAUACAGGGUCUGGUUGCGGAUUGUGGACACUUAAAGCUCUCAAGCAUCCCUUCAGACCUUCCAGUCAACAUCACAGUGCUAAAUCUCUCCCAUAACCAGCUGAAGCACUUGUCAGCUUCUACACUGUCUCAGUACAGUCAGCUUCAAGUUUUGAAUGCUGGCUAUAAUGUCAUCACUAAAGUCGAAGAAAACCUAUGCAAAGCUCUUCCGUUCCUGCAAAUGCUGGGGCUUGAACACAAUCAGUUCUCUCAUUUGUCCGUACAUUACUUCUCGUACUGCAGCAACCUGACUGAGCUGUACAUACAAUUCAAUCGAAUCAAGGAGAUCACAGGCAAUCCUUUCACAAACCUUCAGGAAUUGACAGUCCUGGAUGUGUCUCACAAUAAAUUGGUUUCCGCAAAACUGGGAACUGAGCUGCAGUUGCAAAAGCUGCAAAGGUUGGCGCUGUCUGCAAACAAAAUCACACAGUUAAAGAAUGACGAUUUUGAUUUCCUCAACGGCAGCACGCUGUACCAGCUGGAUUUGUCGUCCAACAGCAUCACUGAG
This is a messenger RNA of Chiloscyllium plagiosum (whitespotted bambooshark), 1133 nucleotides long. The record is from RefSeq and is a predicted model, not a curated record. Lineage: Eukaryota; Metazoa; Chordata; Chondrichthyes; Orectolobiformes; Hemiscylliidae.